ACAACACGCAUCCGAAAUAGCAACACUGUGUGCAUAAAGGCGGCGCAGGCGAGACUCAAACCCUGACACUCACCAGGACGGCGAGAGACACACACAGAGAGAGAGAGAGAGACCAGCUAGACCAUCACCGCUAUCCUUCUCAACCAUACAAGUGAGCUCAGGGUACAUUAGAGGAGAUCUGACCUCAAAGAAGACGAUGCCGGUGUGCACCAUGAUCGAGAAGUGCAACGGCGUGGUGGCAGGAGCCGAGCUGUCCUGCAGCGUCCGGGAGGAGAACAAGGCUCAGAGGGAGAGCUACUGCGCCGACUGGAGGAGCAUCAGCCUCAAGACUCAACCUGAGGAAAGGAAGACGAUGAACAUGAAGGACGCUUCCCGUAAGGAGACCCUCUCCCGCCAGUGGAAGGCCUCGCUUCUCACCCAGUCCUGCCCCUCCGGUGUCCUGCGGGUGGGCACCGUGGAGCGAGGGGUGAGGGAGCACCAGCUGCUCCCAAAGAGAAACACCCUCCCCUUGCCUAUCUUUACCCCGGCCGAGCUGGGAGUCCGCCUGGGCCGCGGUGCACCGCACGCCCCCGAGGACCUGCAGCCAUUCGCGCCCACGGAUGGUUUGUGUCCCAGCAAGAGGAGCGUGGACGAGAUCACUCGAGACCUGCCGCCCGUCAAACCCACCCUCAUGGAGUUCAGCAAGGCACCAAAAGCUCUCGGGCGCUCCAUGUCACAGGAGGCCCAAAGAGGGUGAAAAAAUGGACGCCGGGGGGAUGCUGGAAAGGGAUGACAAGGAGCAGAAAGAAUGUGCAUGCACUUGUGACAUCCUAAACCCUCUCUUGUGUAGAUUUAUAGCACUGUCUUGGCCAGCACCGCAUCACGGUGUCAACAUGUGGAGGUCCGCCGAAUGGUUGUACGUAUGUGUGUGUCGUCGGCUGUUCUUUGUCAUGCUGCAGCUGAUCCACACUGCAUGGAAGUCAAUGAAAGUGCUCCUGUAGACUGCAUUAUAGUGGUCGCUGCAAUGUGAACAUGAGGUAUGAGGUAUCGGGUCUGGGAUGGGAAGACAAAGGGCUUCCGGACAUGCAAGUGUACGUUUGUGUGUGUCUGUACGCUCAGGCACUCAAGAAAACACUUAAUAUUUGCCACAUUUAGCAUUGUUUCUAUCUAAGUGGGCCCCUCAAGUGUUUGAUUAGCUGAGAGUAACUGUUUAACUGUUUUUUUUUGUUUCCCAGAGUUGUAUUUAAUUUUUAAUAAUAAAAAUAAGAGCUGCUAUUGAA
This is a messenger RNA of Doryrhamphus excisus (bluestripe pipefish), 1259 nucleotides long. It is a transcript of the gene tcap, whose product is annotated as titin-cap (telethonin). Lineage: Eukaryota; Metazoa; Chordata; Actinopteri; Syngnathiformes; Syngnathidae. The record is from RefSeq and is a predicted model, not a curated record. Gene Ontology annotation, molecular function: titin Z domain binding; titin binding; protein-macromolecule adaptor activity. Gene Ontology annotation, cellular component: Z disc. Gene Ontology annotation, biological process: cardiac muscle contraction; skeletal muscle contraction; cardiac myofibril assembly.